Molecule: messenger RNA, 3835 nt
Organism: Limanda limanda (common dab)
Lineage: Eukaryota; Metazoa; Chordata; Actinopteri; Pleuronectiformes; Pleuronectidae
Gene: gnas
Product: GNAS complex locus
Exons: 12
Coding region: 22-1161 (379 amino acids)
Biological process (GO): adenylate cyclase-activating dopamine receptor signaling pathway; sensory perception of chemical stimulus
Cellular component (GO): heterotrimeric G-protein complex
Molecular function (GO): GTP binding; GTPase activity; ionotropic glutamate receptor binding
Source: RefSeq, a predicted model, not a curated record
CCUUUCCCCCCCUUUUCGAAGAUGGGUUGUUUGGGCAACAGUAAGACCGAAGACCAGAGGAAUGAGGAGAAGGCUCAGAGAGAAGCCAACAAGAAGAUCGAGAAGCAGCUCCAGAAAGACAAGCAGAUCUACAGAGCCACACACAGACUGCUGCUUCUGGGAGCUGGAGAGUCGGGAAAGAGCACCAUAGUGAAACAGAUGAGGAUCCUUCAUGUCAACGGCUUCAAUGCAGAAGAGAAAAAGCAGAAAAUUCAGGACAUCAAGAAUAAUAUUAAAGAGGCCAUAGAGACCAUAGUAACAGCUAUGAGCAACCUGACGCCACCUGUGCAGUUGGCCUGUCCAGAGAACCGGUACCGGAUCGAAUACAUCCUCAAUCUCGUCAACCAGAAGGACUUUGAGUUUCCAUCUGAGUUUUAUGAUCACGCCAAGACACUGUGGCAGGAUGAGGGGGUCAGGGCGUGCUUUGAGAGAUCCAACGAGUACCAGCUAAUCGACUGUGCACAGUACUUUCUAGAAAAGAUUGACAUUGUGAAGCAGAACGACUACACUCCAACAGAUCAGGAUUUGCUUCGCUGCAGAGUUCUGACUUCAGGGAUCUUUGAGACAAGAUUCCAAGUGGACAAAGUUAAUUUCCAUAUGUUCGAUGUCGGGGGUCAAAGAGACGAACGCCGGAAAUGGAUUCAAUGCUUUAACGAUGUAACAGCCAUCAUCUUCGUGGUGGCAAGUAGCAGUUACAACAUGGUGAUCAGAGAAGACAAUCAGACCAACCGAUUACAGGAGGCACUCAACCUCUUCAAGAACAUCUGGAACAACAGGUGGCUGCGGACCAUUUCUGUCAUCUUGUUCCUAAAUAAACAGGACCUGCUAGCAGAGAAGGUGCUGGCAGGGAAGUCCAAAAUCGAGGAAUACUUUCCUGAGUUUGCUCGCUACACCACACCUGAUGACGCGACACCAGAGCCUGGAGAAGAUCCACGUGUUACAAGGGCAAAGUACUUCAUAAGAGAUGAAUUCCUGAGGAUCAGCACAGCGAGCGGGGACGGGCGGCACUACUGUUAUCCUCACUUUACCUGCGCCGUCGACACAGAAAACAUCCGCCGCGUCUUCAACGACUGUCGAGACAUCAUCCAGCGGAUGCACCUGCGGCAGUACGAGCUCUUGUGAUGGGAGAGGAAAAGGGUUCGACCAGAAACAAACAAAAAAAAACCUGAGUCUCUGAACUCUCCUCUUCCAUAGAAGUGUGUGAGCUCUUGUGAAGGAACAGGGGCCAAAACACACCCACACAAACAUACACAUAUUUACACAUAAACACACCCUGAACACAGAACUUCUCCUUAUGAAAACUCCCAACCUGCAAUAGACGGAGUUAUUUUGAUGAAGGGGUUUGAGGGGCUGAAGCAUAAUGGAACUUGGAUGUCCACGUUCAGCCAUACUCCUAUCCUCUCUACAUCAUGUAUCACCCCUGUUCCCUUCACCUGUCCAAACACCCUGACUGGCCCAGUCUGGAUUGUAUUUCCUGCAGUGAGGAGAGUUUGAGCUGCAGUUGAGGCUGUACUUCGAGCCGGCAUGAAAACUGAGAGAGCUACUGCUUCCGUGCAACUGGGAAAGAGAAAACUGUUGGAAUUACUACAAAACUAGAGAAUUAACAUGUCACAAAAGAUCAGCUGAACACUGAAUCUAACAGAAAACACAAGCACUGUGCUCAGGACUUGACCGUGUGCACCAAUUGUUCCUAUCCAUGAAUUCAACCACAGGAUCUGCUUGCACACAGAAACUCAUCGCAUUUGCUUUUAUCGGAAUGCACAAUCGCCGUCAAUCCGGAAACGUACUGAUCCCUGCUGACGAGCGGCAGGCUCCCUGACCUGCUGGCGUAGUUUUCCAGCACAGUGCUUUCAAAUUAAACUGAACGAGUGACCGACUGCAGCAGUACCACAGAGUACACGGACCAGGGGUGUGUUGUGAUCAGUCAGGCUGCAGGAGGCACGAGGGACAGACGGCCGACUCCAAUGUGAAUUACUUUUAUGGAGUCUGGACACGGUCGAGGGCGGUGGCGCUCCCUCGACUUCUCCACAGCAUUGUUUAGCCACCUGACUCUGCCUUGUUGCUAGUAGAGCAAAAUGUGAGGAGGAUGUAUUGAGUUGAAAACAAAAAAAGAAAAAUAAACAUCUUUUGUGGAACUUGACAAACGGAGGGCGAAGAUCAUCCUUCCACAGUACAAUACCAUAUAAGUUAAAAAGAACUCUCAUCUCGUCAUGAUUGACCCUGUUUUACUGUCUCCACAGCUGUUUUUGUCUGUGUAGACUUUUGUGCCAUUGUGCCCUGUGCGCUCUUUCUUUCUCUUGAAGCUUUCUGUCUCAGUCAUUCUCUCCUUCUUUUCAACCUCUGCUCUUUCCCCUCUGAGGACUUCACUCUCCUCUCCACUUUCACAUCUUUCCCGACUCCCUCCCCCUCCCCUCCUUUUCACCUCUCUUUUCAGUGCUCUUUUUGUUUUACGACAAAAUAAAAUAUAAUAAUCCUGGAGUAUAAAAAACACGACGAAAACAACAACAAAUGGGACACUAAUGUUUGAUUUUUGUACAACAAUGUGCUCGCACCUCCCUCCCAUUCAUCCAUCUUUCCUCCUUCCUCCCCGACUGCUUGCUACUUUGUAUGUCUGUCUUUACUUUACUGCUAAACUAUUAUUCUUGUACAGACUGUAAAAUGUAUUAUUUUGUACAACUUUAUUGAAAAAAAUUACUUUUAGAAGAUCCCUGUGCCUUGAUCACGACUGUACGUGUGUAAUGAGCUAAAGUGGGUGUCAUACUGCGCUGUAUAGCUUGGCCAAUCCCCCUUCUAACUCCCUGCCUCCCUCGUCACUUCUUUUUCUCUCUCUUUCUUUAUCCCACUCUCUCUAUCUCUGUCUCUCCCCUAUGUUCUCCGUCACUCUCUCCUCUGGGACGGAGGACCACCAUUCGUAGCUUUUGUAGUUUUAUUUCUCUCUCCCUAUCCUCCCAUUCUCUUUAUGAUUUAAAUGUCUAUUUUUGGAUCCAUAUACCCCAAAAAGAUAAAUAUAUGAAAUGUAUAUGGGUUUUAAAAAAAAAAGUAUUUUAUUAGAAUCAAAUGAACCUUGACAAAUUGUACACUUGAUAGUGUGCGUAUUGCUAUAACUUAAAUCCUUUCAACUGAAGUUGUGUUCAGGUUUCUUUUGUUUUCUUCCCAUGACAACUUAGACAUAUAAAAGGGUUCAAAGCCGACAGAUGGAAACCGUUGCUUGUUUCUACAAAAUCUGCAUUCUUUCGCUAGAAAAGGCCAAAACUUUCGAGGAAAUAAUAAGAAAUCUCAGUCUAUUGUCUGACGAGGGGAUCUUUCUCUGUAGCCUUGCACAUCAGAGGUACAGUACUAGCAUCUCAAUCAUUUCAGUGCCCUUGUCUUCAUUUAAUGUGUACAUCAGAUAUGGGUCGCUACUUUCUGAAGGGUAGCUCUAAGAAAUAAAGUUGUUUUUAUUUGGGUGCAAACAGUAACAGGUCUGUCACAACAGUUGUACACUAAGCUAACACCUCGCUCUUACAUGAGCAACAUCUACGCUAGAGGAAGUGGAGUUUCCUGUCCGUUUACCAGCCAUUUCCUCUUCACAGAGCUUGUAUUUAUCGGGACAACCAUGAUGGAUUGAAUGUUCUACUCUGACAGCAGGGCCUCACUGCACAUUGUGUUGAUGCUUGAUGAUGUGGAAAUUCAGGGUGGAAGUUAUUUCAGUAACCUAACAGCUUUUGAAUUUACAGCCUUAAUCUAUAAAAUACAACUCCUGCUAGAUGUUUUUCCUCUGUUUGGGGGGAAUAAAAAGCUGCACUAGACAUCUUGA